AGUCUUCUCAUGCUGCCUCUGCCACCUUUUUGGUCAGAAGAUAUCAUUUCAAUUUUAACCCAGCAUGAUCGAAACGUACAGCCAACCUACUCCCCGAUCUGUGGCCACUGGACUGCCUGUCAGCAUGAAAAUUUUUAUGUGUUUACUUACUGUUUUUCUUAUCACCCAGAUGAUUGGAUCGGCACUUUUUGCUGUGUAUCUUCAUAGAAGGUUGGACAAGAUAGAAGAUGAAAGGAAUCUUCAUGAGGAUUUUGUAUUCAUGAAAACGAUACAGAGAUGCAACAAAGGAGAUGGAUCUUUAUCCUUGCUGAACUGUGAGGAAAUCCGAAGUCAAUUUGAAGGCUUUGUCAAGGAUAUAAUGUUAAACAAAGAGGAAAAGAAGAAAGAAAGUGUUGAAAUGCAAAAAGGUGAUCAGAAUCCACAAAUUGCUGUACAUGUUGUAAGUGAGGCCAGUAAAACAGCAUCUGUGCUACAGUGGGCCAAAAAAGGAUAUUACACCAUGAGCAACAACUUGGUAACCCUUGAAAAUGGGAAACAGCUGACUGUUAAAAGAGAAGGACUCUAUUAUGUCUACACCCAAGUUACCUUCUGUUCCAACCGGGAAGCUUUGAGUCAAGCUCCAUUUAUAGUCAGCCUCUGUCUGAAGUCCUCAAGUGAAUCCGAGAGAAUCUUACUGAGGGCGGCAACCAGCCACAGUUCCUCCAAACCUUGCGGCCAACAGUCCACUCAUUUGGGAGGAGUAUUUGAAUUGCAAUCAGGUGCUUCACUGUUUGUCAACGUGACUGAUCCAAGCCAAGUGAGCCAUGGGACCGGCUUCACGUCUUUUGGCUUACUCAAACUCUGAACAGUGCAACCUCCUAGGCUGUGGUCAAGCUGACAGUGGCAGUCUUCAUAACACAGCAAAGCAGUUGAGACCACCCCCUGUUGAACUGCCUAUUUAUAACCCUAGGAUCCUCCUCAUGGAGAAAUAUUUAUUAUGCACCCCAAGGCAUAUAGGUCUGUAACAAGCGAAUUACAGGAUGGGCAACACCCUAACAGACCCUGCUCCAUAAGAGCUUAUAUUCUGAAGCAGCAACCCCACUGAUGCAGACACCCAGAGACUCCCAUGAAAAGACGAGGUCAUUAUGCACAGAUAGAAAUCUGAGUAAACAGCAGAUUAUUAGCCAAGUUCAGUUUUUUUUAUUUAUGUGCGUGUCUUUCAGUGGAUAAUGUAUUUGAUUUACUAGUGAAGAUGCGGAAGGGAAAUGAGGAGCCUCAGCUCACACUCAUGUGUGGUUGACUCUGGGUCCCUGAGGCUCUGAUGGAGGAGGCCAGGUUCUAGAAAGUCUACCAUUGUGGAGAACUGAGAAACCCUACCCCACUACUACCCUAACACUCAUUCAUUCUUUCUCAAUCUCCAUCCCUCCCUGUCUUUCUCACUUCACCACACACACACACACACACACACACACACACACACACACACACACACACAGAGUCAGGCUGUUAGUAAUCAGCUGCCUUAUUUCUACCCUGUCCCUAUCUGCAGCACUGAGAUGAGAGGCGGCAACAGAGAAAUCAGCUCCAAGCCUGCCCUCUUCUCAUCAUGAAAUGACUGUAUUUAAAGAAAAUCUAUUUUGUCUCCCUAUGGUAUCCUUUGUUUCCAGAGUGAAUUUGUCAUUAUCUUGUUAUUUAUUUUUUGAAUAAUAAAGAUCCCUUAACAUUA
This is a messenger RNA of Marmota flaviventris (yellow-bellied marmot), 1705 nucleotides long. RefSeq names its product CD40 ligand (gene Cd40lg). NCBI's taxonomy places the organism in Eukaryota, Metazoa, Chordata, Mammalia, Rodentia, Sciuridae. Gene Ontology annotation, cellular component: membrane. The record is from RefSeq and is a predicted model, not a curated record. Gene Ontology annotation, biological process: immune response. Gene Ontology annotation, molecular function: CD40 receptor binding; tumor necrosis factor receptor binding.